UGAGAUCGUUUGGGGCGAGCAAAACUGCCUUGCCAUGGAAUGCUCCUUUCCUCUUGUUGAGCUUGGUGAUGGAUGCAUGUGGUGGCCUUUGAUGGUGGCUGCAGCUUUUUCCUUUUGCUUCUGCCUGGCAGGCUUCUUGUGUAUUUUGUCGCUUUGGAAAAGACACAUGUGGAGAAGACACGAACGGAUCGGUGACAAGAUUAACAAGAGAUUUGAGACAGUAUUUCAGGAGAUGUGGGAUGAAGCAAACUGCACUUUGGAUGUGCAUGCCCAAUUCCUAUUCAAGCAUGGGUAUAGCCAAAGUGAGUUCCAUUCAUGCCUUUCUAAGAUUCGAGCACGUCAAAGCGAAAUGGCCGGAGUGAGUUUGCGCUAUUUACUGUCGAAGGAAUUUGCAGAACUGGCAAGAGGUCGCACCCACCUCACAGAUCCGAGCUUCAAAGAGAUGAAGGUUUCAUUUUGGUUAAAUGAAAAUGCCAUUGGAAAGGACAUGGUUUGCCCCAGAGAUGGAAGGUUGGGCUGCGCGCUGGUGGAUUGGAUUCCACGGGCUGAUCGGCGCCAAAAGACCCAUUUUCUGUCAUGGAGCUGGAGGUACACAUUGGAGCAGGUACAGAGUGCAUUGCGAGUGUUCCAGGCGAAUGCUGUUGUUGAAGCAAACUCGAUCUUUUUCCACAUGUGCUUCUUCGUGACGAAUCACUUUCGAAUCAUCAGCGACGACCAUUCGUUUGAGGAUCCUAUACGCCUGACUGGGCAAAUGGUAAUGAUGCUAGAUUCUUGGGACCAGCCCCCCCAUAUGAAAAGAAUCUGGACCCUUUAUGAACAGUUCCGUGCCUGCCAGCUUAAGAUACCAAUUACCAUUACGAUGCCGGAGGAUGCUUGGAACCAUUUGCGUCAGACGAUGCUAAGAGGUGAAGAGGGGCUGAGUGCCAUUUCCAACGCCCUGGCUGCGAUACGUUGCGAAGAAGUGGAAGCCUUUGACCCAAGAGAGGAGCAAUGGGUAAAAACCCAAAUUGAACAAACCGUGGGAUUUCGCGCUGUAGACCAACACAUCGAUCAGGCCAUGAGGCAGAUGCUGGGAAGUGUCUUUCAGAGUACUUUUAGCGAGGCUUUGUCUGCUGACACACAAAAAGAAAGGGAAAGAAAGCAAACAAUGAGAGAUUUGGAAGAAGAACUGUGGCUUGAGGAACGCCAUGAGCAAGGCGUCACGCUUGAUAAGUACACUCAACUCCUUGAACCCUUGGGCAUGUGCUCUGAAGAUGUCAAGCAGGAACUGCAGCAAAGGCGAGCACAUCAGAGUGAACAAGCAGGUGUGAGUCUCCGGUAUGUUUUGUCGAAUGAAUUUCACCGACUGGCUUUUUGGCGAACCGGGCUGGAAAAUCCGACCUUUAAUGACAUGAAAGAAGCAUUUUGGUUGAAGGAGGAGCAAGCUCCUAUUGGAAAGGACAUCGUUUGCCCCAGAGAUGGAAGGUUGGGCUGCGCGCUGGUGGAUUGGAUCCCACGGGCCGAUCGGCGCCCACAGACCCAUUUUCUGUCGUGGACUUGGAAGUACACCAUGGGGCAGUUGCGCAGUGCAUUGGAGAUGUUCCGGAUGAAUGUGAGCCCUGCUCGGGACAGUAGUUCGAUCUUUCUCUACAUGUGUUUUUUUUUCGAACAAUCAAUUUCGGAUUAUUGUCGAGCAAGUCGCGGCGGGUAGCGAUGACCUGGAGAACUCCUUUCAGAAGAACCUGACUCGAGCCGGAAAGAUGGUGGCCGUUUUGGACACGUGGGAAGAUCCAGUUUAUUUGAAAAGAGUGUGGACUGUUUAUGAGCAAUUUGUUGCCUGUUCGCUGAAGCUGCCUGUGGAGUUUGUGAUGCCAAAGACCUCCAUGGCAUCCCUACACAGCCAUAUCGGGCAAGGCAAAAGUGGCCUAAGGAAGAUCACGACUUCAAUUUGCAAAGUUGAUUCUGAACAAGCUCGAGCCUGGAAACCAGAAGACGAACAAAGAGUGAAGUCGGCUAUCCAGCGCUCGGUGGGCUUUCAGCAGGUAGACCGACAUGUGAGAAACGCCUUGGUCGACUGGAUUGGCCAGGCAGUGCGACACCAAUUCCAAGAGCUGGUUGAGGGAGCUGGUUGAGAUCUCCCUGAGCUCGCAUUAGAUGUCAAAAUCCAGCUCCGCACGAGCAACGCUCAAUGAUGUGUGCUUCAAAAUUGUUUGUACUUGUACAUUGUGAGAAGUGAAUCACAAUUUUCAAUUUACUUCAGGCCGCAGCGAGUAAUUUAGCUUCAGCAUGUGCACAAGUCACAUCAAAACAGUGCAUUGGGAAAA
This is a messenger RNA of Durusdinium trenchii, 2303 nucleotides long. NCBI's taxonomy places the organism in Eukaryota, Dinophyceae, Suessiales, Symbiodiniaceae. The record is from the annotation of a GenBank genome assembly.